Messenger RNA from Danaus chrysippus (African queen), 3804 nucleotides. The record is from the annotation of a GenBank genome assembly. Lineage: Eukaryota; Metazoa; Arthropoda; Insecta; Lepidoptera; Nymphalidae.
AUGCCAACAACAAGAAAGAAAGUAAUUAAAACCGUUUACAAAGAUGAGGAAGACAGCGAUGAAGGAGGCGAUUUCAGUGAUUCUGGCUCUGAUGCUGUAAUAACUGAACAGUCCAGUUCAGAGGAAGACGGGGAUGAGAAAUCACACCAUUCUUCCGACGACGAUUUUGUAAGCAAAAAACCGAAAUCCAAAGCCAAGAAUCUAGAUUCUAAAGUAAGAAAGAAGAAAACUAAAUUCACUAAAACAUUCCUAGAAAGACUCUCUAAACAAGAUUCUGAUGAACAAGUUGAGGCACCACCAAUUUCUGUCAAAGAUCUAACCGAAGCAGAUAAACUUUUACCAUCGUUUCUUAAUCUUUCUGAAAGUGACAGUAGUGAUGAUGAACAGCCGAGCACAUCAACACGGAAGAAUGUCGUCAGUAAUUUCAACACAAACCAAACACAAGAUUCCGAAAAUGAAGGAGAAAAACCAAUUGAAUAUAAAGAUGUAUGGUCAAGCAAUACUGUGGAUGCAAGCGAAGAAAUUGCAAGGAAAACAUUCUUAGAAUUAGAAAAGCAUAAAAAUAAAAUGGAAGAAGCUAAAAUAACUGUUCAAAAAUACACUACGAAGGUUGAAGAAACAGAAUCUGAUGUGAAGGACUUAUUGGCUCUCGGUGAAGAAGAAAUUGUUGAACCUGUGCAAAGUAAAGUUAAGAAAAGAAAGGUGAAAAACAAUAGUGACUCGGAAAUGGAGGAUUGGGAAGAAGUAAACGAGAGUCAUUCAAUAAUACCUCAACAAGGACUACAGUUGGUUGUUGAUAUUCCGGGAAUAGUUAAGAAAAAAACAAAGAAGCUUGAUGUUGAAAUGAUGCUAAAGAGAAAAAUGAAUCGUGUUAAGAAACAAUAUCAAGUUUUCAUGCACAAGGUACAUGUUUUAUGUUGGUUGGGACACGGUAAUUAUGUCAGUCAGGUCUUAAACGAUCAAGAGGUGCUCGCUGCAGCAUUGUCAUUAGUACCAUCCAAAGAAUGCUAUCCCGGAGAAAGGGUGGAUAUGAAAUACGUGGAACAAAUAACCACAUGGUAUAAAGAUAAAGUGAGCAUAGAUCAGGAUAAACAUGAGAACAAAUUUAGACCCAAAGCCCCACCGUUAAAGGAUAUUCUUCUCCAGCAAAUGAAGAAACGGGUGUUCAGUACGAAAAAAUAUAUGGUUUUUGUAUUUGUAUCUAUGUUGCGUAGUCUAGGAUUACAGUGCCGUGUUAUGUUCAAUUUUGUUACGUUACCUAUUAGGCCACCCGUUUCGGAAUUAUGUUCACUUUCAACCAAAGUCAAGGAUACAGAGGAUGCAAAGAAAAGCCACCAGAAAAUUACAUCACAAAGCAAAUCGGCUAAAAGUAAGGGCAAGAAAGAUGUCAUCCCACAGUUGGAUGGAAAUUAUGAUGUAUUUGAAAGUGAUGAUCAAAAUAUUAUGCAAGUUGAUGGUGGUGAUGAUACAACCAUAGUUAGAACGAGAAGACAACGGCUUUCAUUAAAAAAAGAAAAACAAGCAAACGAUGUUAAAAAAACAGAGGAAGUUAUCAGCCCAACUAAAAUAACAAAAAAGAAUCUCAGUUUGAAAUUAGAAAAGACAGCGGGUAAAACAAAGCAAAAUGUGAAAAAAACUGAUGAAGCUAAUAGUUCGAAGAAAACGGACACAGAUGAAAAUGGAGUCUCACCUCCUAAAAGACCUAGAAGGAACCCUAGCUUACAUCUCAAAGUUCAAGAAGCGAGUAGGUCGAAAAAUAUGAAGAAUGACACUACUUGUGAUGAAAAUACUGAAAGCCAAAAAGAAAUACCUGUUGAGACAGUUACAGAAGAACCGACAACCAGAACGAAAAGAAACUUAAGAUUGCAAUCCAAAAAUACGAAAACAACACAUGAAACUAAUGAGCAAGAAAUUCUUCCUAAUAAAGAUGAGGUAAAAGCCACUAAAAGUAAACGAAGAAUAUUAAGUUUAAAUCGAUCAGUUACUAAAAAUGACAAAGAUACCGAAAAUGCCCAAAAUAAAUUGGACAAUAAACCUCAAACUUCAUCAAAAACUAUAGUUAAUAAAUGCUCUGCAAACAGAACAACAAGAGCAAAUAUUACUUCGCUCAACGAAUCAAAAGCAAUACUUACUAAGACAUUACCAAAACAAUCGUCCUCAGAUAAAGUACCUAAGAUCAUCCUUACAGACAUAAACAAUGAAACUGUAUCAAGUGAAUUCUUUGAAAAGUCGCCCAUCAAAAGAACUUCAAGAAAACGGUCACAAACAGCAGAACCAAAGAAAUUGACGAAUGAAAAGCCAAAUGCUCGAACAAGAAGUGCACACGCAACAGAAAGCAAAUAUUUUGCUUCUGAUACCGACAAAAGUCCCGCCAAAAGAUCUAGGACGACUAGAAAAAUAGAUUCUGAUGAUUCAAAAAGAGUUAGCCAUAGAGAUCUCGCGAAAAAAAUAGCCAAGCCCAAGAAUGACGUCACGAAAGACCUCGUUAAUAUUAUCAAGGAAAGAGUAAAGGAGGCUAAAACGGAUGCAAAAAAAGGAAUUGUAAAAGGUAAAGAAAAACAUGAAUCAGAUUCUGAUAGUGAUUAUAUGGCCGUCGAAUCCCCAGCUGCCCGUAAAUCUGAUAGCGAUGAAGAUUUCAAAGUGGAAAAAGUUACACCUAAACAAAAGAAGCAAGUUAAGAAAAUCGACCGUCGUGUUAUAUCAACAGAUGAUGAGAUGCCUUUGAAUAAAAUUAAUGUAUGGUGCGAAAUAUAUGUUGAAGAAUUAGAGGAAUGGGUUCCUGUUGAUGUUGUUAGAGGCUUAGUUCAUUCUGCAAAUGAAUUAUACAGCCGUUCAACACACCCUGUAUCAUACAUAGUUGGUUGGGACAACAAUAAUUAUUUAAAAGAUCUGACAAGACGCUAUGUGCCGUAUUGGAACACAGUUACACGUAAACUUAGAGUUGACCCUACGUGGUGGGAACAAGCUAUAAAACCAUGGUUGGGACCAAAAACAGCCAGAGACAGGGAGGAAGAUGAAAGAUUGCACAGAAUGCAAUUAGAAGCGCCGUUACCUAAAGUUAUAUCCGAAUACAAAAACCAUCCUUUAUACGUGUUGAAACGUCAUCUCCUCAAAUUCGAAGCCAUAUAUCCGCCUGAUGCUGAAACUCUUGGUUUCGUUCGUGGUGAAGCUGUUUAUCCGAGGGAUUGUGUGUACAUUUGCAAGUCAAGAGACGUUUGGAUAAAGGAAGCCAAAGUAGUUAAACUUGGAGAACAGCCAUAUAAAAUAGUUAGAGCUCGUCCCAAAUAUAUAAGAGCUACAAACACAUUUAUAACUGAUCGACCUCUGGAAAUCUUCGGGCCAUGGCAGACACAGGAUUAUGAACCUCCUACAGCAGAAAAUGGAAUUGUUCCUCGAAAUCCAUAUGGAAAUGUGGAAUUGUUUAAGAAAUGCAUGCUACCGAAAGGCACUGUCCACAUCAAUUUACCAGGUUUACAACGAGUUGCUAAGAAGCUGAAUAUUGAUUGUGCUCCAGCAUUAACAGGUUUUGACUGCAACGGUGGCUAUGUCCACCCUGUAUAUGAGGGCUUUGUAGUCUGUGAAGAAUUUGAAAAGGUUCUCACAGAAGCUUGGCUACAGGAUCAAGAGGAAUUGGAACGUAAAGAACAAGAAAAAAUAGAAACCCGAGUAUAUGGAAAUUGGAAGCGACUUAUAAGAGGUCUUAUUAUAAAAGAACGACUAAAAGCCAAAUAUGGAUUUGCAGAGCCGAGUACAUCUAAGGAUAAAAAGAAGAAAGGCCCAAAACUUGUUGUGAAGAAAAAAUAA